Molecule: messenger RNA, 285 nt
Organism: Penicillium argentinense
Lineage: Eukaryota; Fungi; Ascomycota; Eurotiomycetes; Eurotiales; Aspergillaceae
Exons: 2
Coding region: 1-285 (94 amino acids)
Source: RefSeq, a predicted model, not a curated record
AUGGAACAGGACCAAGCUUGCCCAGGAAAACUGGGUCACCAGGUCCCGAACCGGGGUUCCAUCCUUUCAGGGCAUGCACUCCGACAAUUCGAAUCAUCAGUUGACAUCGGGCCAUACUGGGCUGACAAACGGCACUACGGGAUUCCCGAACAUUCGCUGCUCGUUGCAUCCACCGAGUGCCCCCACGGUGCUCUUGCUGCUGCUCGGAUGCAGCCACCCCGCAAGAUGGCCAUGCGAAAUGGAGCAAAACUUCCGGUUGGCAGGAUGAAAACGGCGACCACGUGA